Messenger RNA from Verticillium alfalfae VaMs.102, 5022 nucleotides. RefSeq names its product 5-aminolevulinate synthase. The transcript has 4 exons. Gene Ontology annotation, cellular component: nucleus. The coding region runs from base 1 to 5022 and encodes 1673 amino acids. Lineage: Eukaryota; Fungi; Ascomycota; Sordariomycetes; Glomerellales; Plectosphaerellaceae. Gene Ontology annotation, biological process: biosynthetic process. The record is from RefSeq and is a predicted model, not a curated record. Gene Ontology annotation, molecular function: pyridoxal phosphate binding; ATP-dependent chromatin remodeler activity; ATP binding.
AUGCGCGACUCCAAUGAUGAUGAUCCCUACGAGUGGGACGUCGAAAGACUCGCCUCCGAACUAGGCCGUGAGGGAAGCUUCUGGGGCUCGCUGAACCCUGCAAAGAGACCGGAUGCUGAGGCUCUUACUCGGUCCUUGAGACUUCAUGAGGUAGAUGGAGAGGUCCUGCUCAGCUGGGAGGAUGAGUUCCAAAACCUUGACACCUUGUUCUCUGAUCUCGGGCUCAGGAAGUCCAUCCACAAAUUCGCGCUCAAAAAAGCGAUUGCAGCUCUCAAGAAGCGCAGUCCGACCUACAGAAAGGCUCAAGCCCAGCGUGCCCAAAGCCAGACCCCCGAACCAACACAGCACGCCGAAGAUGCGGAGAUGCACAGUAUGCAGCCUGGUGUCUUCGAUAACGUCACAGACACGGCGGCCAUGCCUGCAGCCUUGAUCCCUACGGACACCAUGAACAAACCUGCCCCGUUGGCAGCUGCCCCCAAAGGCAGCAUGACUUCUCCGUCGGGUCAACCGCUUUCACUUGAGCCCACACAGAAGAAGAGGAGGCUGGCACCAGAGCUCAUCUCAGCAAACGUCAAAGGCAAUGGCCUCCCAUCCGCUGCCGCUACUGUGGCCGCCAACUCGCAGACACACAACGCUCUCUACCUACGGAACAACAAGUUCACAACAAGCGCGACUGUGCAUCAUUCAGACUUGGACCUGCUUACGCUUCAAGACGAUACCGCAGAUCAUGCUUCAGUACAGUUUAAUUGGGUGCGACCCAAGUACAUCCCGCCUGGAACACGUCUCCAGAUCAACCGUGCCAUGAAGAGAUUGUUCCGGACUAACAAUGAGUCACUUGCCCAGUUGGCGUCCGGAUUCGUACCACAGCUCGAAUACCCUCAGCUUUCGGACGAGUCUGCGGAAGACGAGUUGCUCCCCCUAUUUGGAGACUCUGGUGACGAGGCAGAGUAUGAUGCUGACACCCUGAGAGAGAUGGAAGAAGAGGCCAACGAGGCCCAAAAGCCCCCAAAAUCCCUCUACCUUAGUAGGGAGAAAGUCGAGGCUAUUCUUCACGAAUUCGUUCAAGCCGUCGUGUCUUCAUGGACCAAUACCAAACUCCCUCGCCUGCAGCAUAAGGCCCACAUGCUAUGGAAUCAAGCACGCCGCAAUGACCGCAACCGGCACAUAAACCAAGCUGUCUUGCGCGUUGCUGAUCUUGACCGUCGUAUUGCAAAGUUGCGCGCCGAGAUCCUGAUACAAGACUGGUCUAAUCCAAGCCAGCUCCGUUACCAGGCGCGAUGUAUGGAGGCCAGCUUAGAAGACCGAGAGCACCAGUCAUGGCUGGCUGACAUGCUCAAAGGUCGCGAGCCACCUAAGAUCAAGCCCCUAUCUCGGUCCCACGUAUCCGUGAUUCCGAAGGCCAUAAACUUUUACCCGGAUGAAGAAGGCGAUCUGAUCACAAGCGAGGCAGAGGACAGUGAUGGCAGCAAUGACUUUGUUGUCGACGAUGAGAUGGAAAUCCUGUCGACCCAGCAGCUGGUGUCCGCCAAAGAAAAGCCUUGUGGUUCCACAGAAGUCGAAUCACCAAAGUCUCCAGUCGCUGCCGUUGGCAACCCAACUGCACUGACCCCGAUGCGAUCCCCCCAGCCCAAAGCCGAGUUCACACCCCAGCGAAGCGCUUUCAUCGAUCUUACGGCAGCUGAUCGCAUCAUCACGGGCACCGCCCGUCGAACAGCCUUUGGCGAGCGGGAUGUGAUCAAUUUAGUGACACCCGAGAAACCUCGGUCCCUGGCACCGUGGGAAUCAGAUGACAGUGGCCCAGCCGAACCGUCCUUGAGUGCUCGACAUGACGAGCUUGACAUACCAUUCGACCGACCGCAAGAUAUAGCAGCCGUCAGACUUCAGACAUGGGAGGCAGCUAGAGACUCAAAACGGCUCACAAUCGCUUUCCUCUGGCACCGACAGGAGCCCUGGAGGGAUGUCAUAUUCGAUUUCAUAACAUCAGAGCAUCCUGAUGAUCUAUGGCGCGGUCUCAUCCUUCCGGCCUGCACGGCAGGGGGUUUCGCUGCUCAUGGUGAACCUCGUGCACCAGAAGGGCUUACCAGGAUUCGCAACAUUCUCUGCCGACUGUUUUGUCAGUACUUGUCGUGCCAUUCCAUUCAGCGCCUGAAUGGAAUCGGGGAGGAAGGCAAGCUGCUGAUUCUGCGCAACCUGAAAGCCUUGGCCGACUUUUGCCAGUUCCUCGCGCAGCACGUCAUCCCCUACUUCCCCAGGGUCAACGCGCAGCGCGGCCAACCGCUGACUUUGGCUGGCGAGUGGUCGGGGGAAGAGGAAGAGGAAGAAGAAGAAGAGGGAAGAGAAGCCUCUGGAGACGAAAACUUGGCCGGAAACGAAAAGCAGGCCCAGGACGAGGAGCGCAGGCUAAAACUGCAGCAAAGGCUGGCCGCGUCGGCUACCAUUUCCGGGGACCGUUCGCGCCUCAUCAUCAACGUGAGUAAAAAGGGAGACGACGACAAAGACUUUGUUUACGUCAACGACGAAAUAGCCAGGAGGAUCAAAGACCACCAGAUCGAAGGUGUCCGAUUCAUGUGGAACCAAGUCGUCGCAGGAAAACAAGGCUGUCUGCUGGCUCACACCAUGGGCCUGGGAAAGACGAUGCAGAUCAUCACGCUUCUCAUUGCCAUCACCGAAGCGUCAGCUUCGCCUGAGCCGUCCAUUCGAGCGCAGAUACCGAAGCGACUUCAGCGAUCGCAAACCUUGGUCAUCUGUCCUACCGGUCUCGUGGACAACUGGAGGGAAGAGCUCACGGCCUGGGAUAAGCAUAGCGUCCUUGGUGAACGCUACACUGUUGAUUCGAAGCAGGACAGCGUCACAAGGACGAGCACGUUGCAGGAGUGGGACGUUCGUGGUGGCGUCCUGAUUCUCGGGUACGAUAUGCUGAGGAGCUUGGCUCGCGCCGAUGAGAGAUUCAAAAAGAUUCUUACAGACAGACCCAACAUUGUGGUGGCAGAUGAGGCGCAUCGCCUGAAGAAUCAAAAGUCGAAACUCGCGGCGAUUGGUUCACAAUUCCAGACUCCGAGCCGAAUUGCCCUGACGGGUUCCCCUCUGGCCAACAACGUGGGCGAAUUCUAUUCCAUGAUCGACUGGGUCGCUGACAAUUACCUGGGCCCAUUGAAGGAGUUCAACGCCUACUAUGCCCUUCCCAUCCAGGAAGGGCUGUACGGGGACAGCUCGCAUGGCGAAUACCGCUUGGCCAAAAAGAGGCUCGCCAUCCUCGAAAAGACUGUCGCUCCCAAGACACAUCGUCUCACGAUCAAAGCCUUGAAGAACGAGCUCCCGGACAAGGUCGAGUUCUUCCUCACGGUUCCUCUGACUCCUCUUCAGGAGGAGCUUUACGACCUUUACCUGGUCAAGGAAAAGAACAUGCCGCGUGUUCCCCAGGGUGGCGAUACCACCCAGGACAAAUCGAUUACGCCUGCCUUCCUGACGAAGAGCGUAAAGAUUUUGAAUCGGUGUCGGGAUCUGAAUGACAUUGGUCUUUCAUGGAAGGUCAAGGUCCUUAUUGCUAUAUUGGACGAGUGCCGGAAACACAAGGAAAAGGUGCUCAUCUUCAGCCAAUCGAUUCCUACCAUUGACUGGCUGUCGACGCUCUUCCAGCAGCAGCAACGGCCUUACAGCAGAUUGACAGGCGAUACCUUGCCAAGCAUACGUCAGAGCAUGGUUAAGAACUUCAACGAAGGCGAUAAUGAAAUCUUCGUUAUCUCUACGCAAGCUGGUGGUCAAGGACUCAACAUUACGGGGGCUAGUCGAGUGGUCAUAUUUGAUUUCAGGUUCAAUCCGAUCGCCGAACAGCAAGCCAUCGGAAGAGCAUACCGCAUCGGACAGUCCAAGCCCGUUGUGGUGUACCGAUUCGUCUCUGGUGGCACGUACGAGCAGCAUUUGUACAACAAGGCCGUCUGGAAGAUGCAGCUUGCAUCUCGCGUGGUUGACAAGGACAAUCCCAAACGCUGGUCGACCAAGACGAAGGAUGCGUUCACAAGGAAUUACAAGGCGCCAGAACAAAAAGACCUGACGGAAUUUCUCGGUAGAGACUCAAUUUUGGACAGUGUGCUCUCUUCGCCAGCCUUUGCCUCAGCGAUCCGGUCCAUCAUCGUCACCGACACAUUCGAGGAAGAGGACCCCAAUGACUACAUCUUUGACGCUCAAGAAAACCAAGAAGUUGAGAUGAUGUACGGCGCCAUCACGUUCCUCGACGAAGUGCAUGCCGUCGGCAUGUACGGCCCGAGCGGCGCCGGCGUGGCCGAGCACCUCGAUUUCGAGACGUACAAGCAGGGCGGCGACACGCGCGGCACGAUCCAGGACCGCGUCGACAUUAUCACGGGCACGCUCGGCAAGGCCUACGGCUGCGUCGGCGGCUACAUUGCCGGCAGCGCGCGGCUCGUCGACAUGAUCCGGUCGCUGGCGCCGGGCUUCAUCUUCACGACGUCGAUGCCGCCGGCGACCAUGGCCGGCGCCAAGACGGCCAUCGAGUACCAGAUGGGCUACAACGGCGACCGCCGCCUGCAGCAGCUGCACACGCGCGCCGUCAAGGAGGCGCUCGGCGAGCGCGACAUUCCCGUCAUCCCGAACCCCUCGCACAUCAUCCCCAUUCUCGUCGGCAACGCCGAGCUCGCCAAGCGCGCCUCGGACAUGCUGCUCAGCGACUACCAGAUCUACGUCCAGUCCAUCAACUACCCGACCGUGCCCGUCGGCCAGGAGAGGCUGCGCAUCACGCCGACGCCCGGCCACACGAGGGAGUUCCGCGACCAGCUCGUCGCCGCCGUCGACGCCAUCUGGACCAAGCUCGACCUCAAGCGCACGUCGGCCUGGGCUGCCGAGGGCGGCUUCAUCGGCGUCGGCGAGGCCGAGGGCGCCGCCACGGAGCAGCCGCUGUGGACGGACGGCCAGCUCGGCAUCGAGGCCGCCGUCGACGCCAUCAAGGCGUCGGGCCACGGCGCCGCGGGCCUCACCGAGGCUCUCCUCGCGCGCGAGGCCACGGCCUAG